This is a messenger RNA of Cyclopterus lumpus (lumpfish), 1062 nucleotides long. RefSeq names its product urotensin-2 receptor. Gene Ontology annotation, biological process: blood vessel diameter maintenance; neuropeptide signaling pathway; regulation of blood pressure. The transcript has a single exon. Gene Ontology annotation, cellular component: membrane. Gene Ontology annotation, molecular function: urotensin II receptor activity. The record is from RefSeq and is a predicted model, not a curated record. The coding region runs from base 1 to 1062 and encodes 353 amino acids. Lineage: Eukaryota; Metazoa; Chordata; Actinopteri; Perciformes; Cyclopteridae.
AUGAACUGCACUCCCAACGCCACCCUCACGCCACAGCUGGGCCUCGCCCUGAGCCCGGGGGCCGGAGGCGGAGCGACCCAGGAGAGCGGAGGAGGAGGCGGCCUUUGGGUGACGUCCCUGCUCGGCGCCACGCUGAUGAUCAUGUGCGCCACGGGCGUGGCGGGCAACGCCUACACGCUCGCCGUCACCCGCUCGGCCGCGCUGCGCCGCACCGGCUCCAUGUACGUCUACAUCGUCAACCUGGCCCUGGCCGACCUGCUCUACCUCUCCACCAUCCCCUUCGUGGUCUGCACCUACUUCGCCCACGACUGGCUGUUCGGCGAGGCCGGCUGCCGCAUCCUGCUGAGCCUCGACCUCCUCACCAUGCACGCCAGCGUCUUCAUCCUGGUGGCCAUGAGCCUGGAGCGCUACCGCGCCGUGGCGAGGCCCUUCAGCGCACACCGGUCCUCGUCCCGCAGGCGGCGGCUGGCGGCGGGGAUCAUCUGGGGGUUGUCCUUCGUGCUGACGCUCCCCAUGAUGGUGAUGAUCCGACUCAGCGAGGGCAAACCCAGCGCGGCCGGUUUGGUGAAGAGGAUCUGCUUCCCCACCUGGACCCCCGAGGCCUUCAAGGCCUACAUCACCGUGCUGUUCCUCACGAGCGUCCUGGUUCCCGGUCUGGUGAUCGUGGGUCUGUACGCGGGGCUGGCCGGCCGCUACUGGGCGGUGCAGGCCAGCCUGGGAGGGAGCAGCCGGUCCGUCCGGAGGAGAGGACUCAAGCAGAAGGUGGUGUCCAUGAUCUUCUGCAUCGUGGUGGCCUACUGGGCUUGCUUCCUGCCCUUCUGGGGCUGGCAGCUGGCCAAGCUCUUCUCUCCGGAGUCCCUGAAGUCCUUCUCUCCGGCCGCGCACAACUACGUGAACUUCUUUGUGACGUGCCUGACGUACGGGAACAGCUGCAUCAACCCGUUCCUCUACACGCUCCUGACCCGGAACUAUAAGGACUACUUGGCCCAGAAGGGUCAGUCGGUGGGCUCCAGCAGGGCCGACCCCGUGUCGGCCGCCACGACGCCGCUGCAGGAGCUUUAG